GGAGGGGAAAUGAGAAAAGGAAAAGAAGAUGGCUGACUCUCUUUUGUGGUCGUGCUAAAUCUAAGUGUGUAAUUGUUGACACUGAUAUGAAUAGUGUGUCUUAGAGAGUUUGUGAACUUACUGAGUGUUGGUUAAUUACAGUAAAUGUUUAUUUAUACUUGGCAUCGCCACUGCCUGAAGGGGCAUCUUCUGGAUAUUUGACCCCUUUCCAUCAGCGGCUAAAUGAUGUUGAGAUCCAUCUUUUCACACUGAGGACGACUGAGUGACUCGUACACAACUAUUACAAAAGAUGCCACUCACAUGCUUCUUCAGUCUCUUAUCAUCUCAAGAUUGGAUUACUGAAUCUCGCUCUUGCAUCAGAUUUAAAACACUACUGCUCGCCUACAAAGCCCAAAAACAGAGCAGCCCACACCUACCUGAAGGCACUUCACACACCUCUGCACCAUGCUGCCUUCAUGCUUGACCAGACCCACCAUUUCUCAAGAUAAAGGGAGAUAUUCAUCAAGAUUCUUCUCUAUACAGGCUGGAGUUCGGGUUCGGAUAGACAGAGAGAGAGAGAGAGAGAGAGAGAGAAAGAGAGAGAGAGAGAGAGAGAGACAGGGAGAGAUGGGCUCCGCGUCCUCCGCUUACAGGAUCAUCUACCUGGACGUGGACGGCAGGAUUCAGAAGGUGGUUUUCAGCCGGUUCUGUAGUCCCUGUGAUAUCAAGGAGCUCUUUUGCACAGCCAUGGGGUUGCCCAGGAAUACAUCCAUUUCCCUCCUGGACUCAACUGGAGCUAUGGUCUCCAUUGACCCCACCAUGCCGAGCAACUCGGAGAGGUCGCCGUACAAAGUGGUUCCCCUCACUGGAGGACAGCUUGCUGAUAAAGAAGAACUUUUUCAGAAUGUAUUGACUCAGGUAGCGGAGCAGUUCUCCAGGGCUUUUAAGAUAAAUGAGCUGAAGACUGAAGUGACAAACCGCUUGGCCAUGUUGGAGAAAAGAGUGGAAUUGGAGGGGAUGAAGGUGGUGGAGAUUGAGAAAUGUCGCAGUGACAUUAAGAAGCUGAGGGAGGAGAUGGCCUCCAGGAACAACAGUAGUUUCCUGGAUGAUAACAAGAAGCUGACUCCUCGCAGAGAUGUGCCUUCAUACCCAAAGUAUCACCUGUCCAAAGAGACGAUAGAUGCUUUGAGACAGCCGAUCUUCGAUGUGUGGCAGUGGGAACCUAAUGAGAUGCUCAGUUGUCUUGAGCACAUGUAUCAUGAUCUGGGCUUGGUCCGAGACUUCAACAUCAACCCUAUUACACUGAAGAGAUGGCUGCUCUGUAUUCAUGACAACUACAGGAACAACCCAUUCCACAACUUCCGCCACUGCUUCUGCGUCACACAGAUGAUGUACAGCAUGAUCUACCUCUGCAACCUACAGGAAAAGUUUACACAGGUGGAUAUUCUGAUCCUCAUGACUGCAGCUGUGUGUCACGAUCUAGAUCAUCCUGGAUACAACAACACGUAUCAGAUAAAUGCACGGACAGAGCUGGCAGUGAGGUAUAAUGAUAUUUCACCUCUGGAGAACCACCACUGUGCCGUAGCCUUUCAGAUCUUCUCCCAGCCAGACUGUAACAUCUUCUCCAACUUUGAUGCUGAAGCCUUUAAACAGAUCCGUCAGGGCACCAUCACUCUGAUACUAGCUACAGACAUGGCUCGGCAUGGCGAGAUCCUCGACUCCUUCAAACAGAAGGUGGAGAACUUCGACUACACCAAUGAGGAGCAUGUUACCUGUUUGAAGAUGGUGCUGAUUAAGUGCUGUGACAUCUCCAACGAGGUUCGGCCGAUGGAGGUGGCCGAGCCGUGGGUGGACUGUCUGCUUGAGGAGUACUUCAUGCAGAGUGACAGGGAGAAGGCGGAAGGCUUACCCGUCGCUCCCUUCAUGGACAGAGAAAAGGUCACUAAGCCCACGGCUCAGAUCGGCUUCAUUAAAUUCGUCCUCAUUCCCAUGUUCGAGACAGUGAUGAAGCUGUUUCCUCAGAUCGAGGAGGUGAUGGUUCAGCCACUCAGAGAAUCACGAGACAGAUAUGAAGAACUCAAACAGAUUGAUGAUGCCAUGAAUGAGGUCCAGAAGAAGAAGAGUGAGAACCUCACCAUGGGAGGGAAAAAGAAAUGAGUUGGGAGAAUCUGCUUAUUCUGAAUCCGGAUCCUGUAGGUUGGAAAGCUGAUGAAUGUAGAGUGACGUGCUGGAAAACUUCCCAGACAAUCCAAAGCCUCUUUCAGGGAAUGUGAACCAUGAUCAGUGCACACACAAGGCACCUGACUUUCUUCUAUAGAUAUUAUUCUCUAUUUGCCUUGUUUUUAUUUGGUUUUAUAUAUAUAUAAGAUAUAUUAUUCAGAUUGUACAGAUUUUUAGUCACUUGUCCUUUAUUACAAAAAUAAAAAGUUUUAAGUACAAGAUUUUGUCAC
Molecule: messenger RNA, 2429 nt
Organism: Pangasianodon hypophthalmus (striped catfish)
Lineage: Eukaryota; Metazoa; Chordata; Actinopteri; Siluriformes; Pangasiidae
Gene: pde9aa
Product: phosphodiesterase 9aa
Exons: 23
Coding region: 445-2136 (563 amino acids)
Biological process (GO): cGMP catabolic process
Molecular function (GO): 3',5'-cyclic-GMP phosphodiesterase activity
Source: RefSeq, a predicted model, not a curated record